Neurospora tetraspora is the source of this 1210-nucleotide messenger RNA. RefSeq names its product concanavalin A-like lectin/glucanase domain-containing protein. NCBI's taxonomy places the organism in Eukaryota, Fungi, Ascomycota, Sordariomycetes, Sordariales, Sordariaceae. The coding region runs from base 117 to 995 and encodes 292 amino acids. The record is from RefSeq and is a predicted model, not a curated record. Gene Ontology annotation, molecular function: hydrolase activity, hydrolyzing O-glycosyl compounds. Gene Ontology annotation, biological process: carbohydrate metabolic process. The transcript is spliced from 2 exons.
CUACUACUACUACACCACAUCGAAUCAAUCGAUCAUACGUUCUUGUCAUCACCACCUUUUCGAUCAACAUAACGAAACAUAUCUUAAAUAAGGACAACCAAGAGACAUCACUCAAAAUGCAUUUCUCCGCCGCCACCGCCACCGCCUCCCUCUUCACCUUCUUCUCCCUCGCCUCGGCUGGUGCCGUUCCCGCCUACCCAGGCUACAAAGUCAUCUGGUCCGACGAAUUCACGGGUGAAGCCGGCGCUCCCCCGAGCUACUCCAAGUGGAACUACGCCCUCAACACCGACACCAACAACGAACUCCAAGCCUACACCACCUCCAACCAGAACGUCCAACUCUCCGGCGGUUCCACCGUCCAAUUCGUCCCCCGCAAAGACGCCACCGGCAAAUGGAGCUCGGGCCGUCUCGAAUCCCAAGCAACCUUCACCCCAUCCGCCAACCGCACCACCCUCGUCGAAGCCUCCAUCCGCUUCGGCGACCUCGCCACCUCCCAAAAGAAGGGCCUCUGGCCCGCCUUCUGGAUGCUCGGCGACGCCAUCCACCACGGCACCUCCUGGCCGGCCUGCGGCGAGCUCGACAUCAUGGAGACCAUCAACGGUCUGUUGACGGGGUACGGGACCGCGCACUGCGGCGGCGGCGCGAACGGCGAAGCCGUGGGUGGGCCGUGUAACGAGCCCAUGGGUGUUCCUCAUACCGUGCUUCUGCCGGAUUAUGGAUGGCAUACUUGGAGCUUGUCGAUUGAUCGCACGAAUGCUGGUGGGGAUUGGAGGGCGGAGAAGAUUAGUUGGUUGUUGGAUGGGAAGGUGUAUGGGACGCUUAUGGGCAGCGAUAUCAAUGAUGAGGGCGUUUGGGCGACGUUGGCGAGGAGUCCGUUGUUUAUUAUCCUCAAUCUGGCGGUCGGUGGCGAUUGGCCGGGGCAGCCGGAUGCGAACACGGCGGAUGGGUAUGGGAAUAUGAUGGAGGUGGAGUAUGUGGCUGUUUUGGAGGCUUAGAAUGCUAUGCAAAACGGUUUGCAGAGCUCCAACUCGACAUCGGGAAAUGGGACGUCGGGGAGCGGGACGUCGUGGAAUGGGGGGCAGAGCUGGAACCAAACUUCUUGGAACCAGACGUCUGGUGCGGAUAACACGACUGUUUUGGCAUGUUGACCAGGCUCGCCAUCAUUGAAGAAGAAGAAAGGGGAAGGAGGAGGAAAAGGCCGGCAGAAUUC